Molecule: messenger RNA, 1884 nt
Organism: Sphaerulina musiva SO2202
Lineage: Eukaryota; Fungi; Ascomycota; Dothideomycetes; Mycosphaerellales; Mycosphaerellaceae
Exons: 4
Coding region: 1-1884 (627 amino acids)
Source: RefSeq, a predicted model, not a curated record
AUGGCAGACCACGACCACUGUCGCUCAGAACGGCCAAAAUGCACUGCGACAGAAGCACUACUGGAUCUGGGCGAGGCAAAAGACACGCCACUCGUUCGAAGGCAUUCUCUGCAGAAUGAGACUUCCUCUCCCUCGACGUUGGACAAGACCGCACCGCCGCAUUGCAACAACUCUCGCUGUCAUGAUGGCUCCAAUGCGCCACAACUCGGCGUUGCGUGUAUACCAGAAUGCUCCGCGGGCCAGGCUGAGGCCCUCCAUGAGCCAGGCUCACCUGCCUACACAGUUGCCUCCUUCCUCCCUAUCAACAAGUCCCCAAGUGGUACACAAACAGCCGCAUCAGGUACUUCCCCCGAACCUGGGACUCGUAUUUCACCACUCACUUCAGAGACCUUCCGACAACACCAUGGACGUCACAUAUCCGAUAUCAGCAUUGAUAUGUACGAAGUUGGCGAGCAUGAGCUAGAAUGUUUGGAUGAGGACGAAAGACGUGUUUAUCAUAUUGGCCUCAAUACUGGUGGCUCUUAUUCUGGCAGAUUUACAGAGCGACCGCUCAAGGCAGAGCUGGCGGACAUGGUUUCGCAAACCUUGGCCGACCUUGCUGAGAAGACGUCUGUGGCUUUGCGUUGGCAAGCAGGAGCCGAGACAGAAGAUGGCAUCAGGCUUUUGCUCUCUGCGGGAUCGAAAUUGGUUCUAUGGCAAAUGUCUCCAUCCGCAGCAUCGGAUUCCCGCAUCGAAUGUCUUUUGCUCGGCUGCCUUGCCCGGACUAAAUACAUAGCCCCUGGAGCCUUCUAUCUGACUUCACAGCCCUCGGCCACCCAGCCAUCCCAGGAAGAGGCAGAGGAAGGCCACUACAGUCUCGAGCAACCUCGACAUCCUGGAGAACGACGGCACGCCUCUCAAUUCACCGAAACGAUCUCCCCUAGCGACAUAAAGAGGCACGACGACGAUGACCAUUCGUCAGCGAAUUCAGCGUCAGAAAAAGCAGAUGAUACAAUCAUCGAAGGGUCGUUUCACGACCCAUUCGGCGUAUCUCAGGUCGAUGAUGCGUCUGAUGCUGUGCAGGCAACCCGCGACCUAGAGAGGCACAACGACGAUGACCAUUCUUCAGCAAAUUCACCGUCAGAGAAAGCACAUGAUACAGUCAUUGAAGAGUCGUUUCACGACCCAUUCGGCGUAUCUCAGGUCGAUGGUGCGUCCGAUGCCAUCCAGGCAACAGCCUAUGCUAGCAAGCCUUCAGCAGGCAACCUUGACCGGGAGAUUCUUGAAGCAAGCCGCAACAGCAACACCAAUCUAUACGCCUCUAAAUGGGCAGUCUUCGAAGGAGAAAAUGAUACUGAAGAAGAAUCACCAACGCCAGCAGCAGCUUCAUCGCAACCUGCUGCACAACCGAGCACACCAGAGCCCACCACAGAUCCAGACAAAGGCAGCACGCAGCCAGUUUCAGAUCCACCCUCUCCCGCUGCAUCCACCGACUCUCACGGCCAAUGGCAGCACCCCCCUCGACGAAUUCAAUACAUAGCAGCAUUCAUCUGCCCCAGCGCAACCCUAACUCCAGAAGUCCGAGCCGCAGUAUGGUUGUGGAAAGCCGCCAGCAAAACUCAACUCGAUUGGAACCGGCACUUGGAAAAGGCGCGUGGUAACUACGACUUUGACUAUGUCUAUGAAAAGCAGUCGUCGUUGUCAUCGUCGCCAUCGUUGGCGUCGCAGAGCCAUCCAAAGCAACCGCAACAAACAGUCCAUGAAUUUGAUAUUGAAAGCGACGAAUAUGGCAUGGAAGAAAUCCAACAGUAUGAAGAGCUUGCUGGGUUCCGGAAAACUGAUUGCUAUGGAAAUGUCCUGUCGGAAAUGGUACGUCGGGCACAUAAAAAAUUGCAACAAGAAUAA